Messenger RNA from Pipistrellus kuhlii (Kuhl's pipistrelle), 726 nucleotides. Its product is annotated as 40S ribosomal protein S24-like. The coding region runs from base 16 to 552 and encodes 178 amino acids. Gene Ontology annotation, biological process: translation. Gene Ontology annotation, molecular function: structural constituent of ribosome. The record is from RefSeq and is a predicted model, not a curated record. Gene Ontology annotation, cellular component: ribosome. NCBI's taxonomy places the organism in Eukaryota, Metazoa, Chordata, Mammalia, Chiroptera, Vespertilionidae. The transcript has 5 exons.
AGCUAAACCUUCAUCAUGAACGACACGGUAACCAUCCGGAACAGGAAGUUCAUGACCAACAGACUACUUCAGCGGAAGCAAAUGGUCAUCGAUGUCCUUUACCCUGGGAAGGCAACAGUACCCAAGACAGAAAUUCGGGAAAAACUAGCCAAAAUGUAUAAGACCACACCUGAUGUCAUCUUUGUGUUUGGAUUCAGAACCCACUUCGGUGGUGGCAAGACCACUGGCUUUGGCAUGAUUUAUGAUUCCUUGGAUUACGCAAAGAAAAAUGAACCCAAACACAGACUUGCACGACAUGGCCUACAUGAGAAGAAGAAGACCUCAAGAAAACAGAGAAAGGAACGCAAGAACAGGAUGAAGAAAGUCAGGGGGACUGCUAAGGCCAAUGUUGGUGCUGGCAAAAAGGAGGCCUCAAGAGAACAGAGAAAGGGGAAGAAAAGAAAAAAAAGAAGAAAAAAAAAAACCCGUCCUCGGUGGCAAGAGAAAAAGAAAACUUGGGCUGACAGGAGGGGGUGGGGGGUGGAAGGAAGUGAGAGCACAAAAGAGAGAUAAAAGGGCUGCUUUGUGUCUCUCUCUCUCCCGGGCGCGCCGGCUCCGGAGGAGCUGCUGCUUUGCAUCCCUCCGCGCCCGCCCUGCCUCGCUCCCUUCUUCCUGGGAGAGAGAGAGAGAGGGAGGAGGAGGAGAGAGAGAGAGAGGGAGCGAGAGGCAGAGGGAGAGAGAGAGAAA